Molecule: messenger RNA, 781 nt
Organism: Macadamia integrifolia
Lineage: Eukaryota; Viridiplantae; Streptophyta; Magnoliopsida; Proteales; Proteaceae
Product: autophagy-related protein 8C-like
Exons: 7
Coding region: 249-611 (120 amino acids)
Biological process (GO): cellular response to nitrogen starvation
Source: RefSeq, a predicted model, not a curated record
AGAAACUAUCAACGUGAGCAAACACAGAAGAAGUUUUCGGUUUAUCAGUUCUCUAUUAUUUGAGGAAGGAAGGAAGGAAGGAAGGCAGAGAGGGAGGGAGUUGGGAGCGACACGGUUUCCUUGUUCCGCAGGCAAUUCAUCUUUCUUUAUUUAUUUUCUUUAGCUUUCGUCCAACCUUGGGCUUCGAUCUUUCAUUUCCGUCUCUGAUAGGAUUGCAGUUGCAGUAGCAUAGCAGCAGAAGUCUCGCCAUGGCCAAAAGUUCUUUCAAGCUCGAACAUCCUUUGGAAAGGAGGCAAGCUGAAGCUGCUCGUAUCAGGGAGAAAUAUCCAGAUAGAAUUCCAGUAAUUGUGGAGAAGGCUGAAAGGAGCGACAUUCCUGAUAUUGACAAGAAGAAAUAUCUAGUUCCAGCUGAUUUGACCGUUGGGCAGUUUGUUUAUGUGGUCCGGAAGAGGAUCAAACUUAGUGCUGAGAAGGCCAUUUUCGUCUUUGUCAAGAAUGUGCUACCACCUACUGCUGCCAUGAUGUCUGCUAUCUAUGAGGAGAACAAGGAUGAAGAUGGUUUUCUCUACAUGACCUACAGUGGGGAGAACACAUUUGGUGAACUACUUUGAUUUCUAUGUGCAGUCUAGCCGAAGCACUGUAAAUAAGACCUCAUGAACUAAGAAAGGGAACAUAAAAGGGGGAAGAAUGUGUAAAUUCUCAACAGUUUCUCUGCUUUGAUGCCCUUGUGGAAAAUACACUUCUUACGUGUUAAUUGGGAUUCAUAAUAACCCAUUUUCAA